AUACUUCAGCAGCUUUUGCUGACAAGUUGAUGAACCAAACACGGCUUCUGCGAAAAAGCUUAUGAAACCAACUUGGCUCCUCCUGAAAUGGACACAACAUCACAAGAUCUGGCCCAGCUGCUGAAGAACGCGGCGAUGGACGACGGCACGGUGAUCAUGACCUCGAUCAACGAGGCGUGGGCGGCGCCAAACUCCCUCCUCGACCUAUUCCUCGAGAGCUUCCGCGAAGGCGAAGAGAUACAGCAUCUCCUAGACCAUGUCCUCAUCGUGGCAAUGGAUCCAAAGGCUUUCGAGAGGUGCAGGUCACUGCACCCUCAUUGCUACUUCCUCGAGACGCGCGGCGCCGACUACAAGUCGGAGAAGAUCUACAUGACCAAAGACUACCUUGAGAUGAUGUGGGGCAGGAACAAGUUCCAGCAAACCAUUCUCGAGCUCGGCUACAACUUUCUUUUCACGGAUGUGGACAUAUUGUGGUUUCGGAAUCCGUUGAGACACAUCGCGAUCGCAUCUCACAUCGCGAUAUCGAGUGAUUUCUUCGUGGGGGACCCCGACAGUCUGGUGAACUUCCCCAAUGGAGGGUUCCUCUACGUCAGGUCCUGCGAAAGGACUGUCGAGUUCUACAAGAACUGGCAGCUGUCCAGAGAUAAAUAUCCGGGCAAGCAUGAGCAGAAUGUGUUCAAUCUGAUAAAAGGCGAGUUAUCGGCCCGGCUGAAAGUGAAGAUACAAUUCUUGGACACUGCUUACUGCAGCGGAUUCUGCCAACUCGCGAAAGAUCUGAACAGGGUCUGCACGGUGCACGCGAACUGCUGCAUCGGGCUCGCGGGCAAGCUGCAUGAUUUGAGGAGUGUUCUUCAGGACUGGAAGAAGUACAGGGCUGGGUCUCUCGCAGAGAGAAUGACGGGGAAGUUUCAGUGGACAGUUCCUGGCAUAUGCAUUCAUUGAUUUUGUCCAGUUUUUUUUUUU
Messenger RNA from Ananas comosus (pineapple), 963 nucleotides. RefSeq lists its product as uncharacterized. NCBI's taxonomy places the organism in Eukaryota, Viridiplantae, Streptophyta, Magnoliopsida, Poales, Bromeliaceae. The record is from RefSeq and is a predicted model, not a curated record. Bases 88 to 942 code for a protein of 284 amino acids. The transcript has 3 exons.